UCAUACUCAAAGUAAUCUGUGUGUAAUAAAAAAAUAAAGUCAAACAAAAAUGGCAGCCGGGCCGAUUGCUGAACGAAAUCAAGAUGCUACCAUUUAUGUCGGUGGUCUUGAUGACAGGGUAUCGGAGAGCUUGCUCUGGGAGCUUUUCGUCCAAUCAGGACCAGUCGUCAAUGUACACAUGCCCAAAGAUCGGGUGACACAGACACAUCAAGGAUAUGGAUUCGUGGAAUUCAUGGGAGAAGAGGAUGCGGACUAUGCCAUCAAGGUGAUGAAUAUGAUAAAGCUGUAUGGAAAACCGGUGCGAGUGAACAAAGCUUCAGCACAUCAGAAGAACCUGGAUGUGGGUGCGAAUGUGUUCAUCGGCAACUUGGAUCCAGAAGUAGAUGAGAAAUUACUUUAUGAUACAUUCUCUGCGUUCGGAGUGAUAUUACAAACACCUAAGGUUAUGAGAGACCCUGAGACUGGCAACUCGAAGGCGUUUGCCUUCAUCAACUUCGCUUCGUUCGAGGCAUCGGACGCCGCGAUCGAAGCUAUGAACAAUCAAUACCUCUGCAACAGACCCAUAUCGGUGUCGUAUGCCUUCAAGAAGGAUGUGAAGGGAGAGAGGCACGGAUCUGCUGCUGAAAGAUUACUAGCUGCCCAAAACCCGCUAUCGCACGCGGACCGGCCGCACCAGCUGUUCGCGGACGCGCCCCCCUCCCUCAUGGGGCCGGUGCUGAUGGCGCCGCCGCCGCCGCCCGCGCCGUCGCCGAUGCCGCCGCCGAUGCCGCCGCCCGGCGCGCGCCCCCCCAUGCCUAUGCAGGCGCCGCCGCCGCCGCCGAGCUCGAUGAUGCCGCCGCAUGGUCCACCGCCGCCGCCCGGGCCGCCGCCGCCACCACCAUUCCAUCACUACCCGCCGCCCCCAUUCGGCCCUGGUGGCUUCGGGCCGCCCCCGCCCGGCGCCCGCGGCCCGCCCCCGCCGUGGCGCCCCCCGCCCCCGCAGUUCCGCCCCCAGUACCCGCCGCGUGGGCCGCCGCCCUUCGGACAUCCGCCCUUCCCGCCGCACCACCCGCCUGAGCCGAAUUAUAACUAUUGAAACUGUGUG
Messenger RNA from Plutella xylostella (diamondback moth), 1084 nucleotides. It is a transcript of the gene Spx, whose product is annotated as spliceosomal protein on the X. NCBI's taxonomy places the organism in Eukaryota, Metazoa, Arthropoda, Insecta, Lepidoptera, Plutellidae. Gene Ontology annotation, cellular component: precatalytic spliceosome; nucleolus; U2 snRNP. Gene Ontology annotation, molecular function: RNA binding. The record is from RefSeq and is a predicted model, not a curated record. Gene Ontology annotation, biological process: positive regulation of mRNA splicing, via spliceosome.